UUGAGAAACACCGAGGUUUGUGAAUGCGAUCGGGUUUUGUGUGUGCACGGACAUUCGUACAACAUGGAUUAGACAUCGUGCGAAACGUACGGAGCUUCCUUUGAUCGCCUCGAGAAUGUCACGGGGCUGUUUUUGAGGAAUGUUUAUCUCCCGCGAAGGGGUAACCCGUGCUAGCCGAGCGUUAAGGCGCAAUAUGAAAUAAACCGUCGCGAAACUCGUGUUUCGUUGAAUGAAACGGUACCGUGGCCCCCCAUGUUCGACUCGCCGGCAUUUUCCGUAACGAUGUCCGAUGUAUAGGUACUGUCAUGGACACAGAUGUAGAGCUUGCCAAAGGUGAAGGGUGUGAAACCAGUCCAGGUUGCUCUGGUUAUUCUAGCAUGGUGCACAGCAAAAAAGUUAUCAAACAUGCACUACGACAGCAGGCCAAGAGACGUAGGAAAAACACUACCAUAGCAGCUGGCAAUUCUCGUACUCUGCCAAGGAUUGUAGUCAAACCAUUGCCACCACCUCCACCGAACGAUCCACCGUCUCCAGUGAACAAUGUACAACAUAUUAACACUAGUAAGCGAGCAACCGAAGAGCCUGCUGCCACAAUGAGAGAAGUCCUGGCUAGUUUGCCAGGGUUCAGUUUGAAGUCUGGGCGUCGGCGAUCAACGAAGAGACUCUCGGCAACUGCACAGCUGGAGGCCGGUCUCGUGGAUCUUGAAUCACCUGCGAGUAUUUUAGCCAGCACGAGUUUACGUGCCCUCUUGAACAGGCACACCUUUCAAGGUUUACCGCCUUUGUAUCAAAGGAAACUCGCGCAGCUUUUGCCUGCUGUAGAUAGACAGGAUGCUGCUACAUCUGGAUUAAACAAUGAAUUCUUCGCACGAGCGUGCCUAGAAUGGCGUAAACGCUUGGCCGAAGGAGAGUUCACACCGGAAAAUCAACAACGACUGAAGAUGGAGGCAGAGAGGGAUAAAAAUAAGUUAGAUCCGUGGAAAGUGAAACAUUUCGAGCCGAUAUGGGGUGAGAAACGUGAACCGAAACUUAGAUCUGGUCUCCACUGUAUCACGGAAUCGAGAACCGGCGGGGCUGUAACGCGUUCUAGUUUAAGGCUUCGGUUGGAAUCGAAUGUAGAUACACCGACGACGGAUCCUCAUUGUCCGCUUAUGAUGUCCGACGAUAAGAUAGAGGACGAUAGUUGUAAAGUGGAGGCUACCAUAAAUCAUUCGGACGAUUUGAACGAGAGGCCGGGAAUGCAAGAACUGUUACCGGCGGAAUAUAACGAAACAACGCAUACGUUAAUAGAUGAAAAACAUUUAGAAUCUGUAAACAUAAGUUCCGUAGAAACUAUAGCAGACACGGAAAUGCAUCAGGAGAAACCGGAGGAGAAAGAGCAAGCCGUUACACCGCCGGCGAAACAAGAGACUGUCGAAGAGAAUAAAGUUGCGGCGCAAGAGUGCCAGGAAACGAUUUCAAAUUCGUAUGACGAGGAAAUUCAUUUACCCGAAAGCGACAAGGAUCUUCAACCGAUGGAAGAUCAUAUUCUGGAGGUUUCCGAGGAAGAUACGAUACUUUUGCCGGAUGAGAACAUUUCACCGCGAUCAAACGAGCAAACAGAACAAGUAUGUCAUACACCGAGUGAAGCAACGUCUCAGUUGACAGGAGAAUGCACACCCCAGCCUACGAUAGAACAAAUACCUCAGUUGUCCAAGGAACAAGUGUCACGAAUCACCGAGGAACAAAUCUAUCCUAUGUCCGAUUGUGAAACGGCAGCUAUGCUUGAACAAUCGCCGACGCACGAACAAGUCCGACCGACAGAGAUUGUCAUGGACGAGUCCGCGUUGAUUGACAACAAUCGGACGGAAACGACACCGGUUUCCCAUGAGAAUCCGACAGACGGUGAAUCACAAAUUCCGGAAGGAAUGGAGAUUGAUAGCGAAACGUUACAACGUAUUCACGAAUUGGAGGUAAGAGGGGAAAUGCGUGAAGCGUAUGAGGAGAUUUCAGGAUGCCCCGAAGAGAUAAUGUACCCGAUUCUCGAUGGAAUGGAGAUGGGUACGAACAGUACGGAAGAGACGGAAACGCAAGUGGUCGUCACGGGACAGUCAGAGAACGCUCGUGAUCAGCAAGAUGUGAACGGCGGCAACGAAGAGGAGGCUCUCCGGGAGGCGAACAAUUACGUUUGCUCCGAAAUGUUAGAAUGUAGUUGGUCGGUAGACCCGACCGUUAAUAACAUUAAUAACACGACCAGGACGCAAGAGGAACUUCAAGUUCCAUGGCCGUUAGUAGCCGCGGCGUUGGACGGUUCCGUUGCUGCGAACAUCACAGUGACCACGCAGGAUGAAUGUAACGAGACACCGACGACAACCGACACGACCGCUCAACCUCAACAAUUCAUCAACGCCGAUUCGAACGUGGAGCCGGCUGUGAAUUGUAUACAAUUGCCGGUAGUCCAAGGGACACCGUUUCAGUCCGAGAGUCUCGCGAUCGGCGCACCCACCGCGAGUUGUAUAAUGAAGAACUUUCAGCCGCAAAGCUCACCGAUCAUAGCUUUCCCGCAAUUGCAGUCCAUCCGAUUCGUGCAGACCAGUUUUCAUUCCGACCAAACCGCCACCCCGGUUCUGAACAGCACCGCCCCGAUCACCGGUCAGUUGCCCAAUCAGCAGCAGACCACCAAUUCCCAAGUGAACAUAAUGAGAACGCAAGAAGAGGUGGUCCAAUUGAAUGUUCAGAAUAACGUAGCGCGUAACAACGUUCGAACGAACGUCGUCACGCAGAAUCAAGUGCCGAAUGUCGUGCCGGCUGUUACGAUCGGCGUGCAACAAAAUCGACCGCAGAAUGCUAUUGUUAUACAGCAACAAGCAACGGCACCGUCGGCUCAACCGCGACCGGUUGUCGCUACUAUACAACAGCAACCGUUUCCCGGUGCGACGGUCCCGGUAUCGUCGAGAACGUCGCGAUCGAAUAAUCAAGGCGGUCAAAGGGGCUCCAGGAGUAACAACAAGGAGCAAGGAGGAGGCAGAUCUCGGAGCACCACGAAAGAACCACCAGGCGCUGUGAAUUUAGAACGGAGCUACCAGAUCUGUCAAGCGGUCAUACAGAGUUCGCCGAACAGGGAUCAGUUGAAGGCCCAUUUGAAACCGCCGCCCAGCUUGCUUGCCAGAGGUGACGGGGCGUUCACCACCAGCAAGUCUGGCGGUCGUACGAUCACCACCGUCAAGACCCAAAAACCGUCGCAAACGAUACAACAUAAUAAACCGGCUCAAAAUAAACCGCAGGCAGUUAUGUUGAGACACGUGUUCGCCACAGCGCGUCAAGCCACAUCGGCAGAGGUUCCAGAAAGCAAUACCGUAGCACAAUUAGGAUCCACAACGACUGGUGGACUAGGGCAAUAUAUACUUGUACAAAGGACAGGCGUCGGGGACAGUGCGCCUAGGGCGUCCUCAGCACCACCGUUGCCACCCCAAAUAGCCGGGAUGGGCGUUGGUGUGCAUUUGGUACGUGGUAGGCCAGCCAGUGCCGGGGAGGGUUCCCAUCAAGCUGUGACGUUAAAGGCGAGAGGUGCCGACGGCAGAGGGGGCGGUGGCGCCGAACCCGUGGCGCCUGGUAUGAUCAUUGGUGGGGAUCCACCGCCCCCCUGCGAAUGUAACAUGAGAGGUGCAAUGGUGAUAUGCCGUCAGUGUGGCGCAUUUUGUCACGACGACUGCAUCGGGCCUCAACGUAUUUGUGCUACCUGUCUCAUACGUUAAUCAUUGUUUACCGAUUGUUUAUGUAUAAAUUUAGAGCCGUGCGACUAGAGUGCUGGAGCAUCAGAUCGCGGGAACAGAGCCGAAGAUGCUAAGAUACCGUUGUUUCUUCGAAUCAUUAUAUGUAAAAAAAACACAUACACACACACACACACACACACACA
Dufourea novaeangliae is the source of this 3895-nucleotide messenger RNA. It is a transcript of the gene Asx, whose product is annotated as polycomb protein Asx. Bases 306 to 3734 code for a protein of 1142 amino acids. Gene Ontology annotation, molecular function: DNA binding; chromatin binding. The record is from RefSeq and is a predicted model, not a curated record. Lineage: Eukaryota; Metazoa; Arthropoda; Insecta; Hymenoptera; Halictidae. Gene Ontology annotation, biological process: animal organ morphogenesis; positive regulation of transcription by RNA polymerase II. The transcript has 7 exons. Gene Ontology annotation, cellular component: PR-DUB complex.